AUGGCACCAAUCGCUGUCUCAGAAUCCAAUGCCCCUGCUGCUGCCUCCCAGGGACUCAAAACCGCCAAAGCUGAUCAAUCAAAGGGUCAUGUCGGUGUCGGCGACAACUUCAUGUACGACUUCAAGUACAAUUCCCCACUACCUACCUUGGACCGUUUGGGAGAAGAUUUCCCGAAAGACAGCGAUGUCCCCGCUCUCGUCUCGAAGUUUGUGGAGGAGCAAUUGGCUCCCGCCUUGAAAAGCAGUGACGCCAAACGUUUCGCGUCACUCUUCCUUGACAACGGUGUUUGGCGAGACAAAGUCUCUUUCACCUGGGAAUAUCGUACCUUCAAUACACAACAGAAAAUCUUAUCGGCCGCCACCGAUCUCCUUCCCAAAGUUCCCGUAUCCGAAGUUCGGAUCAUUGACCCAUCUCCAUCGUUGCAGACACCUUACGAGGAUUUGCACUUCGCUCAAGCGCAUCUCUUGAUCACCACCGACAAAGUCACUGCCUCGGCUGUGGCGAACUUCGUCUUGACAAAGGAUGGUCUCAAAAUCUGGACUUUGCACACCGCCAUCGAAGGUCUCAAGGGAUUCCCGGAACUGCCUAAUCGUGACGGACACAUGAUCGGAGAUGUUUCAUGGAACACUCAAAGAGAGAUAGAUACCGAGUUCGAGGGUGCUGAACCCGAAGUAGUCAUCGUUGGUGGUGGACAUAAUGGUCUCAUGAUGGCGGCCAGACUCAAGGCUCUUGGAGUACCUACUCUUAUGAUCGAAAGGAAUGCUCGAAUCGGAGACAACUGGAGACAACGAUAUGAGGCGCUUUCCCUCCAUUUCCCUCACUGGGCAGAUCACUUCCCUUACAUGCCUUACCCUGAUCACUGGCCAAUAUACACUCCUGCUGCCAAAUUAGGCGAUUAUCUCGAAUGGUAUUGCAGUGCUAUGGAGCUUCAUGCAUGGUGCAACUCGAGUGUCACCCAUGCCCAACAGAACCCCGAUGGCUCAUUCACCCUUGACAUCGACCGAGGAGCUAAAGGCAAGCGAACUCUCCACCCCAAACAACUCGUGAUGGCCACCUCACUGGCGGGUGUACCCAUGACUCCGAAAGUCCCUGGGGCUGAAAAGUUCAAGGGUACUCUGCGACACUCCACGGAACAUGACUCUUCACGGGCCUGGGUCGGCAAAAAGGUUUUAGUCGUUGGAACUUCGUCAUCCGGAUUCGACACCGCCUACGAUUUCGCUCGAAGAGGUAUUGACGUAACCAUCCUCCAAAGGUCUGCUACCUACAUCAUGUCUCUUACCAACUCUGUUCCUAAGAUGCUUGGUGCUUACAUGCCCAAAGACGGCAAGCGACCGGAUCUCGAUGUCGCUGACCGAUUGGCCUACUCCAUGCCGGUCGGUCCCGGUGAAGAGCUCGGGCGAAGACUCUGUGACGAGCUUGUAUCCCUUGAUGGUCCAUUGUUGGAAGGCAUGGAGGCCAAAGGGUUCAAGACUUAUAAAGGUCAACGAGGCACUGGUGUGCAAACUUUAGGUUACACCAAAAAUGGAGGUUUCUACUUUGACGCUGGCGCUUGUAAGCACAUCAUCGACGGCUCUAUCAAAGUCGAACAAGGAUGGAUCGACCACUUCACGGAAGACCGAGUCUACCUCAAUGGCGAUCGAGAACGAGAGUACGAUCUUGUUGUCUUCGCUACCGGGUUCUCCAAUACCAUCGACUCUGUACGAAAGACAUUAGGAGAUGAGAUUGCUGAUAGAGUGGGGCCCAUCUGGGGUAUGGAUGAAGAAGGAGAGCUCAACUCUGCAUGGAAGUACUGCGGCGUACCUAACCUCUGGAUCAUGGUAGGUACACUGCAACAUGGUCGAUAUCACUCCAAGAGAGUCGCUCUCAGAAUCAAAGCGCUACUUGAGGGCAUCGCUGGUGAACGAUACGUAAAAUAG
This is a messenger RNA of Kwoniella mangroviensis CBS 8507, 1917 nucleotides long. RefSeq lists its product as uncharacterized. Lineage: Eukaryota; Fungi; Basidiomycota; Tremellomycetes; Tremellales; Cryptococcaceae. Bases 1 to 1917 code for a protein of 638 amino acids. Gene Ontology annotation, molecular function: flavin adenine dinucleotide binding; monooxygenase activity. The record is from RefSeq and is a predicted model, not a curated record. The transcript has 4 exons.